CACACACAAAAAGUUUGGCAUAAAUUUCGAAAAUUAUUUUGUAAUUGUCUAAGUGUUUAAUACUGUCCGAGAAAUAAACUUGGAUAGUGGUACGAUGGACGGGAUAACCCAGAACAUUCUGACUUCAGGAUUUGCUCUUGACCUGGGGCCCUUGAAAGAGCCCUUGGCAUUUAUUAGAGUGCUCGAAUGGGUCUUCUCCAUAUUUGCCUUCGCUACAACGUCUGGUUAUGCCGGCUCUACGAGCAUCAACGUGCUGUGCCAGGGAAGCAGAAGCCAAGAAAUCACUGCUGACUUUAACUACCCAUUCAGACUCAUGGCUCACCCAUACACUGUCCCCUCCUGUAAGAAUGACUCCAGCACUAUCCAGACCUAUCUGACCGGGGACUACUCCUCCUCAGCUGAGUUCUUCGUCUGUAUCGGGGUGUUUGCCUUCCUCUACAGCGCCGCCAGUCUGGUGAUCUACCUGGGCUACCAGCACGUCUACAGGCAGACCAGCCGCGGCCCCAUUGUGGACCUGCUGGUGACCGCAGCCUUCACCUUCCUGUGGCUGGUGUCCUCCUCUGCCUGGGGUAAAGGCCUGACUGACGUGAAGUGGGCUACCAGCCCCUCUAACCUGGUAGCCUUAAUCUCCACCUGCAAGGACGUUGGUAACAAGUGUACACCAGGAGCAGUGCCUCACAUGGGCCGACUCAACUCCUCUGUGAUCUUUGGAUUCCUCAAUCUGAUAUUAUGGGGUGGGAACUGCUGGUUCAUCUUCAAGGAAACAUCUUUCCACAAGUCAGCCAACCCCCCUGCGGACGUAGAAGAGGGUUCAGGGGUCAGGCCGUCCUAACUGGGCAGUUCUCUGCUGUCAACGGCUGUGUUCCAGACUGCCUGCACAAUGCAGCCACACUCCAUAAAUUAACCAAUCUUUUGGGGGCGAAUCUUAAC
Oncorhynchus nerka (sockeye salmon) is the source of this 930-nucleotide messenger RNA. RefSeq names its product synaptophysin-like 2b (gene sypl2b). Bases 95 to 832 code for a protein of 245 amino acids. The record is from RefSeq and is a predicted model, not a curated record. The transcript is spliced from 6 exons. Gene Ontology annotation, cellular component: synaptic vesicle membrane; synaptic vesicle. NCBI's taxonomy places the organism in Eukaryota, Metazoa, Chordata, Actinopteri, Salmoniformes, Salmonidae.